AUGAUCCGAGAACAACGACUUGAAGAUCUCAAUGAAUUGAGAGAACAGCGCCAAGUAGAAGAGAAGACGGCAAAUCGAUCGAAUGAAUUUCAGCGUCAACUAACAACUGAGCGGUAUCGAGACGAGUUACUUGUUGCUUAUAUUAAUGAUAUGGCUACAUUAUUGGAAAAGAGCAAUGGUUCACUCACAGCUGAUGAAGUUACGGCUACUGUUGCUCGAGCUAAAACUCUGACUAUCCUUCGUCAACUAGAUACACAGCGUAACAUUCAAAUUGUUCGAUUUCUCUACGAAGCCAAACAACUUACUGGAAUACACAAAAAUUCUUCACUGGAUCUAUCAACAGCAGAACUUCGUGAUAUAGAUUUUCGUAAUACAGCAAUCAAUAAAAAGAAAUUAAACAACUUAUCAUUGACUGGUAUCUUUCUAUCAAAUGCAACAUUUGUAGGCAUUGAUAUGGAGCACGUCAAUUUCGCUAAUACUGAGUUUAACACUGUUAACUUUUCAUCUGGAACACUUCGCAAUGUCAAUUUUUCAUCCUCUAACUUCGACAAUGCUAACUUUUCAUCCACUCAACUCGAUACUAUUAACUUUUCAUUCAGCUCUCUCUUUAAUGCUAAUUUUUCAUUCGUUUCAAUCUUUAAUGCCUGCUUGUCAUCGACUCGACUCGAGCAUGUGAAUUUUUCAUCCGCUCUGCUCUUCAAUGCCGAUUUUUCAUAUGCACGACUCGAAAAUAUCGAUUUUUCAUUCACCUUACAUAACAAUGUUGAUUUUUCAUUCGCUUCGCUUUUCAAUAUCAAUUUUUCAUAUGCGCGGCUGGUCAAUGCCAGUUUCGUGCGCACUACACUCCAUAAUGUCGACUUUUCAUCUGCUGAACUUAGCUAUGCUGACUUUUCAGAUGUUCAACUUGUCAAUGUCAACUUUUCAUCCGCUAUUUUAGGUAAUGUUUAUAAUAGUUUUGCUUUUUUUCAUGAAAUUUAUUUUUCAAUUGCCCUUUAGCUUCAGCCAUAUUCUCUCGUGCCAAAGCAUCUUAUACGAAUUUUCAACAAACGACUUGUGUUGUAGCUUGUUUCGAUGAUGCUACUUUAUCUUAUUCUAACUUUUGGCACUCAAAUGUUAAGCGUGCUUCAUUCGCAAGAGCUGACAUGACUAACGUUAGUUUUCUCCAUGCCAAUCUGUACAAGGCUGAUUUUAGGAACGCCAAAAUUAAAGACAGUCAACUAAAAAGUGCUCUCUCGAUUCAAGAUGCUUUACUACCCAACAAUACACUUGCCAGUGAUACGAACAUGAUUAACAAUGGUCAAGCUGUUUGCAACACUUCUCUUGUUAACAGUUGGAUAUUACAAACUGGCAAUGUCACUACAAUGAUAUCAGAUAAGAAUAUGAGUAACUGUCAUUUCGUUUUGCAAUCAUAUAAUACGGGAGCUACUAUGUUACAACGUGUCAAUUUAUCAGACAAGUGGGACUCGAAUUCUUGGCCAUACUCCCAAGCCAUAUUGAGUGCAAGUAUGAGCAUUGGUGUAUCCAUCCAAUUGAGAGGAAUUAGCAAUAUCGGACACAUUCGCGCUCAGAAAAAAUUAAGUAAGUUUCAGUAUACUAACACCGACUACGAUACACAUUUUGUAUACAGGUUCGACUAAACACUAUAUCAGUCUGGCUUUGGAUGAUGAUAUGCGAGAACUCGAAGUACUCAUCGAGUUUAGUGCACUCGGCAAUCACAGCAAUCAUACAAAUUACUGGUGUGAUGACAUCAAGCUCUUUAUUAUCUAUGGCACAUAUCUGGAAUUUUUACGAGGUAAGUGUGUAGCGAGACAUUGUCUAAAGAGAACUCAACAUCUGCAGGUGUAAGACUGUUGAGUAUUUCAAUUUAGAUUGUUUCACAGAUGAGAAAAGAUUCUUUGUAUCGCGAAGAAUUCACUCCAUACUUCCUUUGAGACACUUUUUAAGUGGACAAUACCAUUCCU
Rotaria sordida is the source of this 1961-nucleotide messenger RNA. The record is from the annotation of a GenBank genome assembly. Lineage: Eukaryota; Metazoa; Rotifera; Eurotatoria; Philodinida; Philodinidae.